This is a messenger RNA of Hyaloscypha bicolor E, 3285 nucleotides long. Its product is annotated as lon protease-like protein. The record is from RefSeq and is a predicted model, not a curated record. Gene Ontology annotation, cellular component: mitochondrial matrix. NCBI's taxonomy places the organism in Eukaryota, Fungi, Ascomycota, Leotiomycetes, Helotiales, Hyaloscyphaceae. Gene Ontology annotation, molecular function: single-stranded DNA binding; ATP binding; ATP hydrolysis activity. The coding region runs from base 1 to 3285 and encodes 1094 amino acids. Gene Ontology annotation, biological process: chaperone-mediated protein complex assembly; protein catabolic process; mitochondrion organization. The transcript is spliced from 2 exons.
AUGUUAUACGGUCAGAAUCUACGAAUUGCGCUCCGAAACACAUCCCGAAGUUCUCUUAGACAAAGCUCGAAUACUACCAGCAGACUCUAUAGUACUUCGAGACGAUUUCAGCUUUCUGCGAGCACGUCACCAUGUUUGCGACCCUAUCUUCCUGCACACGCGAUACCCGGUAGCUCGAAGUUUUCCACGUCCCCUGCCCGCCGGAAAGAAGCCAUAAAGAGUCCGAAAGAUGCAGCAGAGGAAAACUCGGAGGAAAAUGCAAAAGACAAAGCUGAGAACGUCAAGGAAAAGAGUGAAGAGGCCGUGGUAGAGAGCAAGAGCAAAAGCCCCGAGUCAUCGCCCGCGAGUGGCAAUGCUUCAUCUGGAAAGCCCGUCGACGGCCGAGGUAGCAGUGCAUCCUCGGGAGGUGCAGGUGAUUCUGGCAGCGGUGAUGGGGGGAAGAAGGGACGCAAACCGUCUAUUGAAAAAGCUUUGCAGAAGGCUACCGUUCCGGACGUUUACCCUCAGGUCAUGGCAAUCCCAAUUACAAAACGACCUCUCUUCCCUGGGUUUUAUAAAGCAGUUACGGUUCGGGAUCACAAUGUAGUUGCUGCCAUACAAGAGAUGAUCAAGAGGGGGCAGCCAUACAUCGGAGCUUUUCUGUUCAAAGACGAGAAUGCGGAUGGAGAUAUAAUCGAGAACAUGGACGAUGUUCAUGAUGUUGGUGUUUUUGCUCAGAUUACCAGCGCAUUUCCUGUUCACGGCGACGAAAACGCCCUCACAGCUGUUUUAUAUCCUCACCGGCGGAUAAAAAUGUCUGCUCUCAUCAGUCCUGCCAGUGCCGAUGUCAAGAAGCCAGAUACUCCUGCGGAUCCUGCGGAUCCUGCAGUAGUGCCCGAUGUGAUUCCACCGAAGCCAGAAGAAAAGAAGGGUGAUGUGGUUGCCAGUUUUGAGGAGGGUGCAGUGCAGCAAAAGUCAACAGAAACAACACCGCCAUGGGAGCCAACAGCGUUCUUGCGGAAUUCUCCCAUCAGUCUCGUCAAGGUGGAGAACCUUGUCGAAGAACCUCAUGAUCCCAAAAGCCCCAUUAUUCGAGCUGUCACCAACGAGAUUGUCAACGUCUUCAAGGAAGUUGCAAGCCUCAACAGCUUGUUCCGAGACCAGAUCUCGACCUUCUCGAUGAGCCAGUCUGCUGGCAACGUCAUGCAAGAGCCAGCAAAACUUGCCGAUUUUGCUGCAGCGGUCUCUGCUGGAGAAGUCCCUGAGCUUCAAGACAUCCUGGAGACAUUGAAUGUUGAAGAGAGAUUACAGAAAGCCUUGGUCGUCCUAAAGAAGGAGCUUAUGAAUGCUCAGCUCCAAUCGAAAAUCUCCAAGGAUGUCGAGAGAUCCAUCCAAAAACGUCAACGAGAAUACUUCUUGAUGGAACAAAUGAAAGGAAUCCGCAGAGAGCUCGGUAUUGAAUCUGACGGCAAAGAUAAGCUGGUUGAAAAGUUCAGAGAAAAGAGCUUGAAACUGGCCAUGCCAGAGGCAGUUAAGAAAGUUUUCGAUGAUGAACUUAACAAGCUGGCGCAUCUAGAACCUGCCGCCUCGGAGUUCAAUGUGACGAGAAAUUAUCUGGAUUGGUUAACGCAAAUCCCAUGGGGCCAAAGAAGCGCAGAGAAUUUCGGAAUCAAUAACGCCAUGACUGUUUUGGAGGAAGAUCACUACGGACUAAAGGAUGUCAAAGAUCGUAUACUGGAAUUCAUCGCGGUGGGAAAGCUGCGAGGGACAGUCGAGGGCAAAAUAUUAUGUUUUGUUGGCCCACCUGGUGUCGGCAAAACGAGUAUUGGAAAGAGUAUUGCCAGGGCGCUCAACAGGCAGUACUACAGAUUCAGUGUUGGAGGUCUCACAGAUGUUGCCGAGAUCAAGGGCCACCGAAGAACAUACGUCGGGGCCUUACCCGGUCGAAUCAUUCAAGCGUUGAAGAAGUGCCAGACUGAGAAUCCAUUGAUAUUGAUUGAUGAGAUCGAUAAAAUUGGUAGGGGACAUCAAGGCGACCCAGCGUCGGCACUGUUGGAGCUGCUUGAUCCCGAGCAGAACAACUCGUUCUUGGACCAUUAUCUCGACGUGCCCGUCGAUCUCUCCAAGGUCCUCUUCGUCUGUACGGCAAACAUGACUGAUACAAUCCCUCGACCACUCCUCGAUCGAAUGGAGAUGAUCGAGCUCUCUGGUUAUGUCGCUGAUGAGAAGAUGGCGAUUGCCGAAAGGUAUCUUGGACCUGCUGCAAAAGAAUUGGCAGGUCUGAAGGACGUCGAUGUCAAUCUUACUAUGGAAGCUAUUAAGGAGCUGAUCAAGUCCUAUUGUCGAGAAUCUGGAGUUCGAAAUUUGAAGAAGCAGAUUGAAAAGGUGUAUCGCAAGUCGGCACUGAAAAUUGUGCAAGACCUUGGCGAAUCUGUUCUCCCCGAAGAAGAGGCUUUGACUGAAGAAGGCAAAGCGGCAAUGGAGGAAUCGAAGAAGGAUGAGACCGAUGUUAAGGAGACGCCAGAGAAUAUCGAGAAGGAAACUACUGAAACCCCGAGAGUCAGUCUUCAUGUCCCAGAUACGGUCCAUGUUACCAUCGAUCAGGAUAACCUGAAGGAUUAUGUCGGUCCUCCAGUAUUUACAUCUGAUCGCCUGUAUGAUGUAACGCCGCCAGGAGUAGCAAUGGGUCUUGCUUGGACGCAGAUGGGCGGAGCUGCUCUCUAUGUUGAGUCUAUUUUGGAAAGCGCUUUGACUUCUGACUCCCGUGCUGGUUUAACGACGACGGGGAAUUUGAAAUCGGUUAUGAAGGAGUCGACAAGUAUUGCCUAUUCAUUCGCGAAGUCGGUGAUGGCCAAACAGUUCCCCGAGAACCAUUUCUUCGAUAAAGCUAAAUUGCACCUUCACUGCCCCGAAGGAGCAGUCCAGAAAGACGGACCAUCCGCCGGCAUUACAAUGGCGACCUCUUUGCUCUCGCUGGCUUUGGACAAGCCACUAGAUCCAACCAUCGCAAUGACUGGUGAGUUGACGGUUACUGGUAAGGUUUUGAGAAUUGGGGGUCUUCGUGAAAAGACUGUUGCCGCUCGACGCGCGGGAUCAAAGAUGAUCAUCUUCCCAGACGACAACAUGUCAGACUGGCUUGAACUACCAGACAACAUAAAAGAGGGCAUCGAAGGACACCCAGUAAAAUGGUUUUCUGAUGUGUUCGAUUUGGUGUUUCCAAAUCUGGACAAGGACGUAGCCAACAACCUAUGGAAGGAACAACUCACGAAACCAAAGAAAGAAAAAGAGGGCGAGGACGACGAUUGA